This is a messenger RNA of Trichoderma virens Gv29-8, 1485 nucleotides long. RefSeq lists its product as uncharacterized. Bases 1 to 1485 code for a protein of 494 amino acids. Gene Ontology annotation, molecular function: monooxygenase activity; heme binding; iron ion binding. The record is from RefSeq and is a predicted model, not a curated record. NCBI's taxonomy places the organism in Eukaryota, Fungi, Ascomycota, Sordariomycetes, Hypocreales, Hypocreaceae. The transcript is spliced from 5 exons.
AUGGCAGUUUCAGGGCUUCUGGCAGACAUGGAGUCACUUCCUACGCUGGCAUGGGUAUCGCCAGCUCUGACAGCAGUGGCUGUCAUAAUCGUGGCUCUCCUUUCCGGAUACCGGAAAUCACCAACUAAGUUUGACGUUCCCACACUUGAAGACUCUCCGAUGAGAUAUGUUCAAGAGGCAGAUUUCAAGAACACCAUUUUCCAGGUUCUGACGCCGGAUGGCCCAAGAAUAUUUCUGCCAAGAAAAUUUGCCAAUGAGCUGAAACCAUUCAAGAGACAUGAAGCCAGUGGAAUGAAGGCUUUAGCUGACCGCCACCUUGGCCAUUACACGACGAUUGACCAUGAAAGCGAUGUGAUGCUCGGUGCUAUCAAAAUUGAUUUAAACAGGAACUUAGGCUUGUUUGUUGGAGAUGUAGAACAAGAAGUUUCUUACUGUUUUGAAACCCAAUUCCCCUCCUGCGAAGAUUGGACUCCCAUUGAUCUCCAUGAGACGCUACUUCGUGUUGUCGCUCAAGCUUCGGCGCGUAUCUUUGUCGGUUAUCCCAUGUGCCGAAAUGACGAGUGGCUUGAAUGUAGCACCAAAUUUGCCUUGGAUGUCAUGACUGGUGGCGAAAAGCUUAAGUUGUGGCAUCCAUGGCUUCGUCCAUUCGCACAAUACUGGAUUCCGGAAAUGAGGCAGAUUAGGGGUGAUCACCAACGUGCGCUUGAUUUGCUAAUGCCAGAACUGAAUAAGAGAGCUACGGAAACUAGAAAAUCCGACGCUGCGCCGCGUCAGGAUAUGAUUGAAUGGAUGCAGCAGCGAGCUCAAAAGCUUGGCGAUAAGUCAUUUGACAAUAGAGAGUUGGCAAAUCUGCAAAUGCUCACAGCAACGGCAGCUAUUCACACAACUAGACUGGCAAUCAUCCAUGCGCUGUACGACAUCGCAGCCCGCCCUGAAUACAUAGCACCACUGCGAGAAGAAAUCAAGGAGGUAACCCGAGAUACCAAUGGUGUUCUUCAAAAGCAGCAUUUAACACAGAUGAGAAAGCUAGACAGCUUCAUGAAGGAGUCACAAAGACACUCUCCUCCAUCUGUUGCUACAUAUCAACGAAAGGCCAUGAUUCCUAUCGAUUUAUCGAAUGGCUUUCAUAUUCCCAAGGGAACUAUCGUUCAAUGUAAUACAAAUAUUCUAGAUGAAACGCCAGCUGCAUGGGGUGAACCACAUGCGUUUGACGGUUUCAGGUUCUACCGCCUACGAGAGAAUCCGGAAGACACCAACAGGUUUCAAUUCGCGAGUACGUCAUACGACAGCAUGCAAUUCGGUUUCGGGAAUGACGCAUGCCCUGGCCGAUUUUUUGCAAGCAACCAGAUCAAGAUUAUCCUGUCUUAUAUCCUUUCACACUACGAUAUCAAGUUUGAGGAUUCUGUGAAGGAACGGCCGAAGAAUUUUAUGUUCGAGGUGAAUGUAAUGGCAAGUAAUACAAAAGUCCUGUUUAAAAGGUUGUAG